Molecule: messenger RNA, 5901 nt
Organism: Calidris pugnax (ruff)
Lineage: Eukaryota; Metazoa; Chordata; Aves; Charadriiformes; Scolopacidae
Gene: ANKRD31
Product: ankyrin repeat domain 31
Exons: 26
Coding region: 13-4014 (1333 amino acids)
Molecular function (GO): protein binding
Source: RefSeq, a predicted model, not a curated record
AGCGGCGGCGCCAUGGGGGGUCGGGACGACAGCGACAGCGACGAGACCGUGGUGGAGGGCUCUGUAACGGAGAGCGAUGUGGAGGAAGAAGAGUUCCGUAGGAGGAGGUUGCUUUUUCUUGAGGAGGACGUGGCCUUAACAACUGGAGUAGGAAUUAAUGAAGGAGCUCCCUCUCCAGAAAUCUGUUAUAUACAGAAAUUUUUUGAUCACACAUAUAAUCAGAAGGAAGAACAGAUAAAAGAUACAGAAAUGGUAGCUCAAGAGGCAUGCACGUCUGACCAGUCUCAGUCUCUACUGCAGGGUUGGAUUAACUUUCCAUCACUUCCUGAAAAUAUUUCUAAGCCUGGUUUUGCACUAAAUGCUGCAGUAGAGGGACAACAAAAUAAUUCUGUAGAUAUCAAUUUGAAUGGAGUUCAAAAAGAUUCAGAAGAAAAGAUGGGAUCUCUGCUUGACUUCCCUGUGCAUCUGCUUCCUGUGGUGCAAGGUUCUGCAUUAGAUGAGGCUGGAGUUGAUUGUGCAAAAGAGAACAGUGAUGCCCUGCCAGUACAGCCUGUGACAGCUCUGAAUGCCUUGUCAGCAUCUGUAGUGCCAAAUGAGAGACAGUUUAACACUGAGGGAGAGCAGUUAAAUUCAGAACCUGGUAUUCCCCAGUCAGAUGGUGACUGUACACAAAUAACAAACAUGAUUGAGCCUCAGCUUGCUACAAUUAAGGUGGAAGAAAUAGAAGCCUUAACAGGAUCUAACUUGCAGGGACAACAAAUGAGCAACCCUUGCUUUAACUGCAUACUUCCAGUUGCUUGUAAUAUUUCUUUUUUUUUGUCACAGCCUGUGGUUGGUCAGCAGAGAGAGAAAGAAGCAAUUUCAGAUUACUGCAUAGCCACCUCUAGUGAAAAGCAAACUGAGGAGGCAAGGUCACAUUCAGUGGAGGCUGCAGCAUGUGCAGAAACAGCCCAAACAAGAUCAAGGACAGCGAUGCAGUUGAGAGAGACACCCUCAAGGAAGUGCAGAGAUCAUGUUUCCAGUCAUUGCCAAAUACUAGAUGAGACUCAGCAGGCGAAGUCUCACAGUGGCAUUACAACAGGAAACAAAGCUAAGGAUUUUGACAAAAUUCAGAAAUCUACUUCUAAAGACAAGAAGAAUCUAGAAACCAACAUAUGCCAAGAAGUAACUCUGAAUGAGAAUAGAAAAGUUGACCAGAGAAGAAGAAGCAAGAGAAUUGAAAACAAACAUAGACAAGAAGCCCUUCCUAGGAAUUCUGUUAAUCCUGUUUGCCCUAUUUCACUUUCAACAGUUAAUAGGAGGGAUACUUACGGUAGAGAUGAUUCAAAGAAUAUGUCAAAUACUCAAAGUGUAGAGGAUACAAACCCACACCAGAUUUCCUUACAGACAGAUGAGUCAGAACCAGCAUGUGCAGACAGCACAGACAUAUCGCAACAAACUAUUGCAGCCUCUUAUUCCAGUAGCAUCAAAACCAGGCUUUCAUCCACAUCACAAUCCAGUCAGGCAUCAGAACAGCAAACACCCAAGAAAUCAGUCUUGGAUGACAAGCUUAAAGGAAACCUUGGAAAAGCAAAUUUUCCAGAAGGCAGGAGGAGCCUGAAGGAAUCCUCCCUGUCUACCAGAAAAGAAGCUGUAAUUUUACGUGAUGCCUAUAAUACAAGAGGUAGGAGAAAGAUCAAAAUUAAAAGAAAUGAAAAAGGAGAAACUCAGCUGCAUAUUGCUGCAAAGAGAGGAGAUUUGUCUUUGGUGAAAACUCUAAUAUCAUCUGGAAUUUGUGUCAAUGAACAGGACUAUGCAGGUUGGACAGCAAUUCAUGAAGCUUCCAAUAGGGGAUUUACUGAAGUGAUCUUAGAAUUACUGAAAGCUGGUGCUGAUGUUAACAGCAGAAAUAUGGAUGGUGUUUUGCCAAUACAUGAUGCUGUUAGUGGCAAUUAUUUAGAGGCAGCCAGGAUUCUGCUACAGUAUGGAGCAAAUCCCUGUGAGAGGAGUGAUUCAGGGGAAAGUGCUUUGGAUGUAGCUUGUGAUGAUGAAAUGAAGGAACUGCUGAAGUCUUACAGUGCUACAGACUCUACACUUCCUGUCGAGACUAUUGAAGUUACAAAGAGACAUCCUUCUAGAUCAAGAAGAUCAAAGCGUCAUGUUUGUAACUACUAUAAAAAUGAUGAUGCAGGUUUGGAACCACAACAUGAGAACUACAGUGUUGAGUCUGUUGAUGCCAUACAAGAUGCAGAAGAGAAGCAAAAAGAACUUUUCCUACUUGAAUUGAGAACUUCCAAAGAUGCAGAUGUGUAUAUCCAAAGGCUGUCUCAGAUGCAAAAUACUUUGAAUGAAAUGCUUGCAACGCAGAAAACGGAAAGGGAUACCCUUGCUAAAAAAUACAGGGCUUCAGUGGAAUCUUUUAAAAAAGGAGCAUUGAGGAAACAAUUAGUUCACCUUGCUUCUAGGCAAAGGCAUCUAUUGGCUAUUGCCCAAACCCAGGAAAAGUUAGUCCAGAAAAUACAAAAUUACAGAAGAACACAGCAAGUGUUCAGUGCAUCAUGUUCGGAGAAGGAAAUCUCACACUCAGUUAUUUCCUGUGGAAAUGAUAAAAGACGAAGUUUAACUGCUGAUGAAAGCAUGUGCCCUGAUGUAGUUACAUUUAAUAUGGGUCUUGGUGCCAGCGUGCCAAAUAGAAAUGCAGUAGAAGCACAUCUCUCUUUAGAAAAUAGAUUUUCAGCUCAGGAAUGUAGCCAACAUCCACACACCUGCUUGGACAAGACAGAAGCAAACAAAGAAGCAAUUAGAAGCAAAGAGGGUUCUGAUCAUGCUUUGGCAUCCGAAAGCAGAGUAAGAGAAUAUCACUUCGACAACAUGUCAAUGCUGACAAAUGCUGUGGAAGUGGUGACAUUGCCUUCAGAACCUACUGUUUCCACUGCUAAAACGAAGUGCUCAUGGCAAAAAGAGAUUGAUUGUGUAGCAAUUGUGGAAGAAGGAAUCAAGUCUUUAAAUCCCACCUCAGUGACAUACACAUUAAAUACUGCGGAACCCCGAAGCGCUGUUGUCAAUAACCGUGUCUGUCAGCCAGGCAGUGACUACCAGCAGGUUCUUGCAGAUGAACCUCUACACAGAUAUGUAGAUAAGAAAGAAGCUUUCCAGCAGCAAGUGGUUUUGUCAACUUCUACAAAGAACUUCCCUAAUACUCCACAGCAAGUGAUCUUUUGGAGUAGCGAGAACUCAUUUAAUGCUGACUCGGUGCUUACAGAUCUUGCCUCAAAUACAGAUUAUCCAGUAAAACUCAGUGAAAAACCUUCCCAGAGCUAUAGUAAUCAGGAAUGUGAACAAAACAAAGUGCGGCGUGGAAGAAGUAGGAAAAAGCUUCAGUUGAUAGAUCUUCUUGAAUUGGGAAGGAUUAAGCCAGGAGAAGAUGUUUUAGAAUUCAAACUCCAGGAAUUUAGUCAUAAAGCCACGCUCUUAAAGAACGGCAAGAUCAGAACCAGUAAGAGACGAAUACUGGAGAAUCCAGUUCAGUGGAUUAAAGACCUACUAGGAAGUGAUAUUUCUGUGACAUGGAAGUAUGUGUGGAAUAAGGUUACAUAUCGUGGGACACAGUUGUCAAAUUUUCUUUUUGAAGAAAUGCCAGUUUCCAGUGACCUAGAAUUACCAUCACAAGAAAGAGAGCCUUUGCGAAAAAAUUUUAUCACGAGAAACCCCAGCAACCACAACCAGCACCAUCAGAGUCCUGGUACUGUCUCCAUUGCUCAGCCCUGUGGGAGCUCUGACCCAAGCAACGUGCAGCCAAAAACCCCGUCCUUGCCACAAACAGAAGUUGUGAAAACAUUGCUGUGCAGUGGAAGAGAAGCAGCUAUUACCGAGGCAUUUAAAAGCUCUUCUGUCCAGUUCAACUCAAUGGAAAGUCUGACACAUUUUCUUCAAUUCCGUGAGAUAGUAAUGGUUCGUAAAGAGGAGUUUCUACCAUGCUCUGUAAUGGAAAAGCACUGGAGUUUCUAUAAAGGAUGUGAAGAUUUUGGAUUCUAAAGACUUCCUGAGUGCCAACAAUUUUUUCUUCAUUAUCACUUAAAAGUAAACAUUUGGGCUUUUAGAAUAAUGUGCUUUGUUACUGUCAUUUUGAUAAAUCGUUUGCCCAGCACUUGGAAUGGACUGAAAGACUGUUUGAGUAAAUGAGGAACAGGGGAGUACUGUGUAGCAGGUGAGGAUAACUGUCAACAUUGAAUUUUAAGAUUAAGAAAUGGGGAUGUAGACCAGGACUGUUACACACUGGUGCUCACAGUGAAAUGUAUUUCCGGUUGAUAACUUUGUAUGAAAUUCCUCUGAUUUCAGUGGCUGCCCAUGUUUGAUGGGGCUGCACAGAACCAGGUAGGUAUUGACACUGAUAGUCAUUUCCUGCACCUAAACCUGGACCCGCUCUGCCUAGGCACAGGCCAUCAGAAAUGGCUGCACGCCUUUGUAUAAUAGCAUAAGCUGUUAGCUUAGGCAAAAAAUUCAAGAUGGGCAGCUUUGAAAAUCACCAGCAGCUUUGCUUUCCAUGGUGUGGAUAUAUACAAACAUUUGAGAAGGGGGCAGGUGCUGGGAGAGGUUAAAAGAGGAACCUUGGCUACUAGAAGUGCGCAGGGAAAUUCCAUUCAUGUUCCAGCCAAGUCUUUCUGAUGGACAGAAAGUGUGCUGGCAUAUGGCAGGAAAUGUUUGUGGAACACAGAUUUUUCCGUCUAACAACGUGUAGAUAUUCUGUUUGUUUUAAUUUUACAAUGUGUGAAUCUGCCUCAGUAGCGUAUUUAUAAUAUAUUUGACUGUCAUGAGAGUUACCUGCAUUCAAAUGGCAUCCUUGCUCUUUCGUUCUCUGGAUUAUAAGAGAAGAUGAAAUAAUGGCACCUGCUACUCCUAACUCUGGUGAAUGGGAUGAGAAAUCUCUCCUGUCAGUACAGAACAACCUCAGCUAGAUAUCUGGAGCGUGAAGAGCUGUUCUGCAGAGAUUUGAUUAGUGUCUUAAAGAGGAGGUAGUUUAGGGAAGAAAGAGGGGUGUGAUGUGCAGGUCUGCUGUGCCCUAGGAUGCAUGAGCAAUCGUAGCCUGAUGGCCUGCAAGGCUAAGGAAAUGCAAACUGCUGGAAGUGAAAAAAGUAAAAAGCUACUGAGUGACAGGUAUUUCAUAAAGGUCACUUUCCACAGAGACAGAAAAAUGGAGCGGUCUCACAACUGCAGCAGUAAAACAAACCUGAAGGCAUGCUGAUUUAAAGGAAAUGUUCAUUCAAAUGCUACACUUCCACUUUCACAGAAAAGUGAAAGACUUUUGACUGUAAAAAUGACUACUGAAUUACUUACAAGUUUGUUAGACAUUUUUUCCUUGUUACAAGGCGUCUAAUAAGAUUAACAUAAAAAAACUGGGAGGAUUUGACAGUAAUACUUUUAAUCUGUUGAUUGCAUGACCUAAGACAAUCCUAAGUGACAAAAAUUCUGAUUGAUUCAAGCCGGGCAGAGAAGUAAAAAUGCAAAGUGUUACAUGAAAACCACUGUCUCUUAUUGGUGCCAUAUAUAAAAGUAAGCUACCAGGGUGGGGUUUUUUUCAAUAUUUGUAUUUUAUAUAAGCAUCUUGAGAAGAGCACUAGCUUGACAACAUAUGUUUUAGUAUGACUAACAAGUGUAGAAUUCUCUUCCCAAAUCUUCUGAAAACUCUGAAUUUUCCCUGUUCUCCCUACUGGUGUCUUUUUCAUUAAGAGAUGGCAAGAAGUUAUACCAUGAUGAAUAGGAUGUUUUGUUUUCUCUGUUUAAAUUUAUGCUUUAUAAGUGUACUUCUGCAUGGAAAUGUAAAAUGUUAUCGCACGUCAAAAAUAGGCAGCUAUUAAUGAUCCUGACUACAGCAAAGCAAUAAAGCUUCUGCUCACAAGGGGCAAACAGCAAGGGUUAGUCCUU